This is a messenger RNA of Micromonas commoda, 1634 nucleotides long. RefSeq lists its product as hypothetical. Gene Ontology annotation, cellular component: cytoplasmic microtubule. The record is from RefSeq and is a predicted model, not a curated record. The transcript is spliced from 3 exons. Gene Ontology annotation, biological process: microtubule cytoskeleton organization. Gene Ontology annotation, molecular function: microtubule binding. Bases 93 to 899 code for a protein of 268 amino acids. Lineage: Eukaryota; Viridiplantae; Chlorophyta; Mamiellophyceae; Mamiellales; Mamiellaceae.
CGUUGAUGAAUCUUUCCUGUUCAGAUCUGUGACUGUACUUCCCGACAACACAAACACAUUGUCUGCAGAAGUCAGUCAGUUAUAGGCGAAUCAUGGCUUACCACCCCGGCGUAAACAUGCCCACUGGUCAAGAGCCGGACCAAGUUGACGUCGAGGCCUUCUAUGUGCGAACAGAAGAGUUGAUCCCGUGUGCAGAGCCCAAGACCGACGCCGCAUCUAUCCCCUCGCUGCUUGAAUCUGAGAGCUGGAUAUCUGUGUGUCAUGCACUUUUGUUGGCUCGCCGGCUAGCUGCGCACCAUCCGGAGGAGCUCUCCCGAACUCUCGAACAAAUACUUCCCAGUUUGAACUUACACAUGAAUAGUUUGCGUAGUUCAUUAUGUAAGACGGCACUAAUUUGCACUGCAGACUUUUUCAGGUCCUAUGGAGACUCCCUGCUCGCAAUUGCUCCCGGUGGACUACCUGUGCUCGUCAAUACUCUUCUCAGCAAAGCAGCACUUGAAAAAAAGUUCGUGAUCGAAGAAGCGAAGCGAACGCUGGCUGCGAUGACGACUUCAAUUUCGACAAACAUCUUGAUUGAUGUGCUGUUGCCCCAAGCCCGAAGUCCAAAUAGUAAGAUCAGGGCCGUCGUCGCAAGCUGCAUGGCAGACACUGUUGGAAAAGCAAUAUCAGAGACGCGACCUGGUACCGAGUCCUGUAUUCACAUCACAAGAGCAGAGUUACUGCGUACUGCCGCUGCGCUGGUCACUGACAAAGAACCAGCAGCCCGAAAAAGUGCCCGUGUGGUGUUAUGCAAGCUCAAAGAAUCUCACGUAUCAAGUGCAAGCUUGGAAAGCUGGCAGACCUUCAUAGUGACAGUCUUGGGUAAAGGGUUGGUUUUGCAGAUCGGAAGAGCGCUCUGAAAAGGUCGGAAGAUCUCUGCGAGCGCAGAGAUCGAAGCGGCGUUCUUUCUCAUUGUUUAGUAUUUACCUUCUCCUAAUCUAGUUCUCCGGGAGCGUAAAACAAACAAUCACUUUGCUCUGGAUUGGAAGACCUGAUCUUAAUUGAAGGGAACCGCUGAGAAGGGGCAUGGGCGGAAUGGCAGCGUUGACUGUUCAAAUCAUUCGUCUCUGAUAUACCGUAAUCACUUUGAUAAAUGGUGCGAGGUUCUUGAUGAUAUCGCGAUAAUUAUCAACCACCUUCCUUCAGCCUCGCUUUCGCUGUUGCAGAGCACAGCCGGCUUAGUCCGACAGUAAUUCUCGAGCAUCCUCAACGCUCGCAUUCUGUUCUGGAACUGUCAGCAAGUCGAUUAGGCUUCUGUAAAGCUGCUGUCGCGGCUUAAGAUCGUUUAUCGCAGCCUCGAUACGUGACGGAUUAACUUUAUCCUCUACCAAGUACUUCUUCUUUAACUGCCGGCGAGACCGUCCAGGAAACAGCCGCUGCAAUAACGAAAAAUCCGUCCCGAAUUGGCGAAGUGCUUCAUAGAAAAAAUCAGUAUCUUCCCGCGUCCAUUUCUCUGCCUUCGUGUAGUUCGCAUAAGUCGCUGAGUUGAGUUUGUUGCCACUCUCUUCGACACGUAUGAAGUCACGCAGUAUUGACGCACGCUCAUCCAUAGCACUUACUAUUAGGCUCUUUUCAUUUACUACUAUUCGGCCGUC